CAUUUAUAAAUCUCACAUUAAAACCUAUCAAAGUUGUUGUGGUUUUUUACGCCUCAGCGAAUGUAAAAUACCCUAGCUGACAGCAGCUUUGCGUGCAUCGUGAAUUGGUAUCCAUUUAGUGUAUAUUUUAGCUGACAUUUUAUUUUAUUUCAGCACUAUUUGAUUUUCGUUUUCCUUCGCCAUACAAGAGAGCUUUCAACUUCAUUUUGACAAUACUAAGAGGACCUUUUUUAUCGAAUUAUAUUCUAAUACAUGGAUUUGGGAUUAUUUUGAAUGCAUUUCCCUCAUCGGAUUUGUAUUUAAUUGCUAACAAACAACAGUAAACUGCCUUGUUCUUUAGAAUAAAAUUUCUUGUGUGGAAAAAUACAAUCUUAAAUCAGUCGGCUUCCCCAUCAAAGUAGGCUAUGGAUGGACUAAAUGAAUAGCGCUUGUGCUAUUUUGUAUUGCUGCAAACUUCUAUUUGAGAGAGGUCUUGUUAUCGGCAAAGAUCAGCCAAUCCGAAGCCGACCUCACUUCCUCACAGGUGAUUCUUCCGUAGCAUUUUACAUGCGAUGAAAAAACGCUUUCAGUAGAUAAUUUAGCAAGUGCAUCUGAGCAGGCAUCUCUUGUUUCUAAGCGCAAAACUCCAGGCGUGCUAUUUCCCUUGCCAAUCCCUCCUUUCCGAAAUGCUGGAAGACCCCAGAAUGAGAAUGUCCUUAAUGCCAGAGAAGAGUAUUCGCGGUAACAAUGUAUGUCAUCCUGGCGAAAAAGUAGACAACCCAGAGACUAAAUACUAUGGAAACGACACAAGAAAACAGAGACAAUUAAGCGAGAACGCUUCACCAGACGAAAAAAGUUCAAGCUUUGAUAUGGCUAGCGAGGCGGCGAAAAGGAAGUUUUCAGCUUUGCUUAGCGUCAUAUGUCGCACGGCGAAAAAAUCAGCGAACAAAGUCACUAGGAUUCGUAAAGGGAAGCAAGGUGUUGAGGAUACAAAAAAGUCAACAAGAUGCGAUAAUGCUACAAUCCAGGCUGCACAUAGUUAUGGCGCUACUGCUAGCGAUCAAGGAGAGCCUGGAUUUAAGGAAACUUAUGAGCUUCUCCAUUUAAUCGGCCGAGGGGGAUUUGCGAUGGUUUACGCGGGGACCAGAGUUCGUGAUGGAAAACCGGUUGCAAUUAAAGUCAUUCCCAAAAACAACGUCUACUUUUUCGAAGAGGUCGAGGGUAUAUCGGUACCAAUGGAAGUGUACCUUCAUCGCGUGCUAGAUCACCCUAAUGUCGUUCGCUUGUACGACUACUUCGAGUAUAACCAAGCGUAUGUACUAGUUCUGGAAAGGCCGACGCAUUACAGGGACUUAUUCGACUACAUCACCGAGAAAAAACUACUUUCCGAGCGUGAAGCCAAGGACAUAUUCAAACAGGUUGUUCAUGCUGUGGCGUAUUGCGAGGGAAAAGGCGUCUUUCAUAGAGACAUCAAAGAUGAAAACCUGCUACUAGAUACAAAGACAGGGCAAGUCAAGCUGUUUGACUUCGGCUCUGGCACUGUACUAGAGAACACACUGUACACAGACUAUGAAGGAACGCGAGCGUACUGCCCACCCGAGUGGUUCCGAUUCCACCGAUACCACGCGCGCCCGUGCACGGUCUGGUCUCUUGGAAUACUCCUCUUCAACAUGCUCUCAGGGGACGUGCCCUUUGCCAAUCAGAUCGAGAUCGUUCGCGGGGAGCUCAACUUUGCAGAGAACGUCAGUAAAGAGGCCCAGUCUCUUGUUCGAUGGCUUCUUGCGAAACACCCCUCGUACCGACCCACCCUUGAGAACAUCCUUAAGCACCCGUGGCUCGGAUCCGUUAAAUAUCGCCGCUCCAAGUCACCUCAGGCCCGGUGUCAUACCUUCCCAGAAAAUUACUUCCCGGAGCCUGAUGAAUACCCCCAUAGUCCGACAAUUAUAGCGUUUAACAGAAAUAGAAGGCAUUCGAGCACUUAGAGGUAUUAGCUCACUUGAACUUAUUUUAAAAAGUACUAUUUAUGCGAAGAAGUAGAAUUGAGUUUAUACAGCACUAGGUGGUAGGAUUUCUUUACUAGACCGAGUUUUUGGACAUGAUUAUGCCUGGGGUGUUGUUAUUUUACCAGGGAUCUAAAGCCCGAUGAAAAAGGCGCCAACAACGGCAGCAUUUCUGACGCCGUGUUGCAAGGCUAAAGGCAAGACAAAGGAAAUGCUAGCGAACUUCUUUGAAGCAACUGGUCAGCGAAAGGUUGUAUACCGUACGCUGUUUAUAGAGAGCGUUAAUUAAGUAACAUGUGACCGAAAGGCGAUCUAAUAACUGCGCGUGGACGUGGAUGACUAGAAAAAAAGUACUAUUUUAUGUAAGGAGGAAAACGAAGUGAUUUAUAGGUGAGGUUUUGAUACAAGAAAGAUGGGGGUUCUACUAUUCUAGUUUCUAUAGUGAUGACAAACGCUAACGAUCAUAAUGAUAAUGGUCAUGGUUAUGAUGAUGAUUUAUAUGUUAUCUCUUUAUUAUUUUAUAUUUUUAGAGUAACUCUUAUGUCAAUAUUUUUAUUGUUUAACUAUUAUAUGACAUUACACAUAAAGUUAACGUUGUAAAUACUGUAGAUGUAAGCGUUAAUUAGAAAAUGUAAUAUCAAUAGAACAGCAGUGGAUAGUCUAAGACAAUGAUUUGCCUAAUCGUCCCUUAAAACACAUUUUAUGAAAUAAAUUUUUUUUUUGAAAAA
Messenger RNA from Nematostella vectensis (starlet sea anemone), 2707 nucleotides. RefSeq names its product serine/threonine-protein kinase pim-1. Gene Ontology annotation, molecular function: protein serine/threonine kinase activity; ATP binding. Gene Ontology annotation, cellular component: cytoplasm. The transcript has 8 exons. Gene Ontology annotation, biological process: protein autophosphorylation. The coding region runs from base 666 to 1961 and encodes 431 amino acids. NCBI's taxonomy places the organism in Eukaryota, Metazoa, Cnidaria, Anthozoa, Actiniaria, Edwardsiidae. The record is from RefSeq and is a predicted model, not a curated record.